This is a messenger RNA of Caenorhabditis sp. 36 PRJEB53466, 2947 nucleotides long. Lineage: Eukaryota; Metazoa; Nematoda; Chromadorea; Rhabditida; Rhabditidae. The record is from the annotation of a GenBank genome assembly.
AUGGAUCGCAAUGUCAACUCGCCACGUGUACUGGCCGACCAACUAAGGAGGUUUAUUCAGAAUCCUGAUUCGACUCCCUCAGGUAAAUACACACUGUAUAUAGCGGAAAUUGUAAAGGAAAUUAAGGCGAUCGCGUUUCAGGGAGCGGAAUCUCAUUAUCCGAUGCUGGAUUUGUACUACUCUCUCUGAAGGACCAAAUCUUAGCCGAUUCUAUAAAGUUAGUUUAUCUGAAUUUAUCAAAGAAUAAGUUUUAUAUCAAUCUCUCUCCCCAUAUUUUAUAAGUCUCUCCCUGAGAUUCUCAAUUUCAACAUCUGUUAGUUUUGUGAAGACCUCGGUCCAUUAUGUGUUUAACUUUGCAAAAGUCGUAAACAUAACACUGUGACCGGUUCUAGAGACAGUGCACCACGCAGUGAUAGCUAACUAAGCCACAAUAUUUGCUCCUGUCUGACGUUGCGACAUGCCAAUGGAAUCUUUUUGUUUCCAGGGCGCAACAUUUCUCGCAUGAAUUUGUGUCGAAGCCGAUCAACGGAAUCGAACUUUUGAGCAAAGUUGUGAUUGUGCUGCAGGGAAUUGUGAACAGUGUCGAAGGAUCGGGCUCCAAAAUAUCCUAUCUGCUCAACAGAAACUCCACAAAUGCGAAUCGGAAGAGGAAAGCUGCAGUUGCAGAAGCAGAUUGUAUUGAAAGCAUUAAACUUUUGCUCGAGAAAUCUGUAAGUAAUCAGUAAUCUGUAAUUGAUAUUGCCAUUUGUGUAACAAUUGAACGUACAGGAAUCGUCAUGGAAGUCAUUUCUCGAGACGUCAACCGGAUUGGAUGCCAUUAUGUAUUCUAUUCAUUCGCCACAGCUGGACUCCAAAUGCUACUCGUUGGAGGUUUUUAUUGUUAUUCUUGUCAAAUUAGCAUAUUAUUUCACUUUACAGAUCCUUCUGCUUCUUCUCGAUCAACCCCAGGGAUUUGUGAUUCUGCUGAGAGCACUGACAGUUCUGGCGGCUAGAAACAGAGAUUACUUGAGGUUCUCUAUAUUUGUGGCUCAAUUGAAACAUGGACUACAUACUAAAAAGUUGCACAUACAGGUAGAGCGAAAUGAUUGAAUAGAAGAAGGAGAGGAAGAGAAACACGUUUUGGUUCAGAUACUUGUUGCUCGUUUGUUCAACAAGUUGAUUGCAAGUGCACCCACUCCUGUACAUAGAGCUCUUGUCAAAUCGGAAGUCUCUCUGGCUCAAUAUACUCCGGACUAUGUCGAAAAAGUAAUUGAGAUUACUAGGAAUCCAUGUUAACUCAUAAUUUGGUCGUUUUUUUCAGUUAAUUGGAUAUCCGAAUUCAUCUUACGGUGGAAUCGACACACUUAUGGAUGAACUAACAGCCUGGAAAGCUCUAAAUCAGUACGUCGGCGGAUCAUCUGCAAGCGUUGAGCACAACCACAUAUACGGUACUUCCGAGGUUGAUGGCAGCAGUAUUUCGGAGAGAAGUCGUCGAAUUACCCCUACUACAAAAAUGAUGGUGAGUGAACAAAGAGAUCCAGCUGUGAAAACGAUUCAUUGUAGCCCAUAACUUCCGUGGCAAAGAACGUCGAAAGACAACGAUUCCGUAAGCAAGGUGCCGGUUCGGGUGGCCGAGCGGCAGGCAGCAACUACUACUUUGAGGGAGGUGGCGGUCCCCGUCUGACCUACGAUAGGAGAUCACAAACGCUAUCGCAUGGCUCUUAUGCCGGUGAGAACAUGAACAACCGUGUAGCUUCAAACAGCGUUGGCUUUCAGAACCUUCUUCCCCUAUCCCACCGACCCGAAUGGGCUAUGCAACUGAAAGACGUGAGCCUUUUGGAGCUAUGAGACGAGCUAAGAGUGAAAGUGCAAUGGUGUUCAGAGAGAAGUUGGUUUCUACUUAGACCACUUUUUAAAAAAUUCAUUUUCAGUAGAGAAGAGUUUGAAAACGAUUCCCCUGAAAUGGUUCCACGUGGGUUGAAGAGGUUUGCAAACGCAAGCCAAAAGGAACAAGUCCAUUAUCAUCCAAUUCAACAAGUAAAAACACUAUCUAGAAGGUUUGUGUUUCAAAAUUUUGACAAUAACGUCUGUUCGAUUCAGUGUUCAUGACUUGGCUAUCCGCGACGACGAUGCAGGAAGUCUCCUCCGUCCAGUGUCCGCCCGUCCUCCCUCUUCCGCGUCAAGAACUCCAUUCAGAACAGUCUCCCCGACUCCAGUGUCCCCCAUCAUCAAACAAGACACAGAGGACAGACCAUCCAGAAGGUUAUCCAGUGCCUUAUCUCCUCGUGCUCGUUUUGCUGAUCCUCCAAUCGUGGAAGCCCAACACCCUCACGCUGGUUUCUCCUAUUUGUUUCCACAACAACCAGUUGUCAGUUCGGUAUACUCAAAGAAAAUAACAUCUCCAGAACCGAGAGAAGUGGCGGUCAGUGUUUUUCUCAAUUAUCUCGAUAACAACUAUAAUCAAAUUUCAGUCUUCAACUCUAAACCGUCCAGUUUCGGCUCCACUUUAUGCUACGGCUGGAAAUCACGAAGGUGCAAGUCGGCCAUUGUCUCCGCUUGAAAUCCAAAAUUCAAUGUCUGGUAACCAACAAGAUUUCGAUAUGCCUGUCGCGUACAGUAAUGAGAAUGGACAAGUUGUGUACGUGCCUAUAAACAUUGAAAGUGGCGGCGUUGGCGCGGGACCAAGACGACUUAGCAAGACUUCCAAGUGAGAACUAAUUCCGUGGUCUGUAGAAAAUUCGGUUUAUUUCAGAUAUGAGUACACUCCGAAUGAAUCGAGAAGCAACAGUCGAGCAAAACUGAGGAGUCCUAGCAUUAACGGUACAAUUGAUACGAAUGUAAUUUGAUUGUGAUGGUUUUUUCAGGAGAAGACGUCCGUAAUGCACUGAGCCAGUUCGAUUACCUGUAUGAUUACGAAGCCGACGCAAGUCCCCAGCACAAAACACGCGAAGCUACUUAUCACUUGUAG